This is a messenger RNA of Patiria miniata (bat star), 3344 nucleotides long. RefSeq names its product proton-coupled folate transporter-like. The transcript has 6 exons. Lineage: Eukaryota; Metazoa; Echinodermata; Asteroidea; Valvatida; Asterinidae. Gene Ontology annotation, biological process: transmembrane transport. Gene Ontology annotation, cellular component: plasma membrane. Bases 662 to 2179 code for a protein of 505 amino acids. Gene Ontology annotation, molecular function: transmembrane transporter activity. The record is from RefSeq and is a predicted model, not a curated record.
AUAUCAUUCACAUGGUGUUAACCGCAAACCUCCCGUUCAUUGACCAUGCGAUCAGUCCUUCAACAAAAAGCCUACAGAAAACAAUUGCCCUUGACGCAAGACCAUCCGACCAUCGUGACUUUGGGGGCGGUGAAACCGCGAGGCGAAUUUAAUAUUUAGCGGCGCCUCACCACACCAAUAUAGUCUUCACACAAUUCGCCUAUAGUAUACCAAAUAUCGCUGUAGCCUUGCCAAAAGGCAACGGGAAACCAGACAAAAACCACAGACUCGAAUCAAUUUUCUGACACUUGUGCAGAAACUUCUGCAAUAAACUCUGUGUUGGUGGGUUGAGUGUUACAACAUAUUAAGUUUGAAUGUGUGUAUGCGGUCCGCAUGCGCACUUUUUUAUUUCCUGGUUUAGAGCUUAAACAAUAGCUAUAUAAUAGAGAAACACACACGUAUAUGUCAGUUCCGGUUGUCUUUCACAAUAAAAAUGCAUGACAGUCACAUGUUCGUGCCGCAGGUCAUGGUUGGAAAUAAUAUUACUGAGUUAGAUUUACUUUGGUUUACACAAUCAUGGAGGUAGCGAGUCGCGAUCGCUGGACAUAUUAGACUUAUCGGCCAAGCAAUUUCGAUUUGCUCUUGCCGUGCAUUUGCUAUCAAGCAUUCAGCUGUCUACGCCAUGGCACCCCCUAACUAUAGCACCAUUACGGAAACUCAUUCGGUGAACAGCGAUGAACUGUGUACGUUACAAGAGAAACAUGAUCAUUUUCAACGGGCUUCACGACGUCUCAUUACGGUGGAACCCAUCUUGAUCUUAAUCAAUUUGGUUCAGGGGGCCCUCGUCACUUUACGGUACCAGUACAUCGAGCAUCGGCUUGCCGAUCAAAACAACUACACUCUACCGACGGGCAAGAAUAGUUGCGCCAGCCAGGACGAGACCGACAGGAACAUCGAGGAUCAGACAUCGCUUUGGGUGACAGGGAUGAAGGAUAUGUCGGUCUUCCCGCCGAUCGUGGUGGCUCUGGUGCUGGGCGCGGCCAGCGAUUUCGUCGGCAGGAGACCCAUGUUUAUCAUCAACGCCUCGGGGCACUUCUUGGGGUCGGUCCUGUUCCUGUGUGUCGCCAUCUUCAAGCUGCCGUUGCCGUUGCUCAUCGUGGGAGAGCUCAUGUUGGGUUUGGCUGGGGAUGCCGUCUUCACUGCCAUCAUUGCCGAGGCUUACGUGGCCGAUAUCUACUCGGGUAAAGCCCGUACCUACCGGCUAGUCAUCAUAGAUGCCGUGAUCCUGUUCUCCUUUGGUAUCAUCCAGUUCGGUAUUGAUGAGAUUCUCCAGAAUACUGGCAUCAACUUCAUCCUCGUCUACGGAAUCACUGUUGGGUUGGCUUUGCUCAACCUCCUGUACACCAUCACCCCGUGCCUCCUCUUAGAAACGGUGAAGCGGAGGCCUUUCCCUCGAGGCGUGCUGAAAGAAUUGGCCCUGAAUAUCCUGUCUCUCUUUGGCAGGUCUCACGCUGGCCGUAGGUGGCGCCUCUCGCUGUGCCUUGCCAUUGCUUGUCUGUGGACUCUCAUCUUCGAAGCGGUGGGAGGCAACAUCAUCAUCUAUGGACUGUCUCCACCCUUCUGUUGGUCGCCUGAGAUUGUGGGUGCAUACGGUGCUAUCAUCAACGCGUUACCAGCAGUAGUGUCCAUUGUUGCGGUACCAGUGCUGCGCCUGUGCAUGUCCACAUUCUGGAUGGUGUACAUCGGCUUCGCUUCGGGUAUUGGGUAUAUGAUCGCCACAGCACUAUCACCUACAAACAUCUGGCUGGCCUAUAUAGCUCCAACGAUAGGCAUGUUCCUACUGGUGCCUCUGCCGAUCGCAAAAACAAAAUGUUCUGAGCAAGUAGGGGAAAACGAACAAGGUGCGGUGUUUGGAUGCUUAGCCGUUGUGAUCAGCUUAGCUCGCUUCAUCUCGCCCAUAUUACUGAACGGAAUUCUGGCGACGGAACUGAAAAAGCCGAAAGGACAGCGUCACCCCAACGUGACAUACUACGCGGCUGCUGGUAUCCUUCUACUGCCCAUCAUGAUCAAUGCGUUUCUGCACAUCACCCAGCCCAAGGUAAAUGACUACAAGCGCCUAGAAGACAGUACUGUGUGUCCUGAGGAGAGGGGGUACGACGCCUGCUGCGACGAGAAAGACCUCCUCAACAAGCGCAACUAAAGCAGGGCAAAUCACACCACGCAGUUUCCAUAUUAUGCAAUGCAUGGAGGCAAGACAACAAAUAUACUGCAACCUAAACCAUUUCGGAGUUAAUUAAGUUUUUUACAUUUUUUUCCAAUUCACGUCUCGCUUUCUUCGUGGAGAUUGCUUGUAAGUUGCUUGUAAAUAGUCCUGGAACAAAAUGACGUCACGCUCUGUUUACAUGAGCGUUUUCUUACGGGAGUCACUAAGCUCCCAUUGGAGGGGGGUUCCUGUACACAAAGCGUGACGUUGUGACCAUGAGAGAUUAAGCUUGAAUUCGAGUCUGAAUGUGGUCCUUCGUUAUCCACUAAACAAAUUUUGUCUUUCAACAUUUUAAAGUGCAAAACACAAGCGAAAAAUCGCUUCUUCUUUGUUCUGGAAGUGAAAAUAAAUAUUCUGAAAUAAAAAAACGCCAUCAGAGGCUUUUAUUUGAACGCUACUUGGAUUUUUAAAAAUGGAUUAAGUUGAGCUGCCUGUAGGAACAUUUUGUGAAGUGAUGCAAUUUUUGUAUUUUUUUGAGAAUACGUAUAUUUCUCCAUUUAAGUGGCUUUGUGAUUAUAAUAAUUCGUAUCUAUGUGAUCUCUUACUUUUUGCUUGGAUACACCUUUCAGUAUUAUUUUUUUGUAAUUUUCUCUCUUUUUAAAUUGUGAUCGGCCUUGGCUUUUAAGUUGUAUCUUCGUGAAGCACCUUGAGCGUCUCCUAGGCGGACUUUGGCGCUAUAUAAAUGGUCCUUAAAAGUAUUAUUCGGGAAAUUUUAGAUUUUUACCAAUGGUAUUUUAACAAUUAACAGUGAUAAGAUGGAAGAUAUGAACUGAUAUAUAAAAGCUUUGCUCGGCAGAGUAACAGGAACAAGCGUCAACCUAAGAAUGUGUUGGUAAUAUUAACUCGAUUCACUUUAUAGAUUUAUCACAAUUUUGAGCUUAUAAUCACUGAUUGAAUUUUUGUAAUGUUAUUUUUGACGUAAAACCAAUUCAUAAUAUGUAUACACAUACAGGUUUGAAAUAUAAAAGAAAACUCGAGUUGAAAACUUAAAAUUAGGUACGGAACCAAACAAGUAUACUGUUGACCGAUAAUAAUAUUGGCCAAACAAUUCGCGUCAAUGUAUAAUUUUAGAGUAAACGUUAUUAAAUACAACGUGACAAUA